AUGGUUGUAUCUGCAAAAGCGUUCAAUUGUCACAACUCUUGCGUUUGCUUUUAUGUCGAAAGCCAUAAGAAUUGGACUUUUGUUAACGAUUUGAAUGAAUCGUCGUUUUACGGGACGACACAGAAGUGUUGGACAAAUGAUACCGAUUUGUCCCUCUUUUCCACUCCCUUUCAAAUUCAGAUCAAAUUCAAUGAAACCAAUGUUACCACAGAUUUGAGACCAAUUCUUUACAUUAAAGUCCUGUCGUUUGAUUUCUGGAAUCGAUUGGUGUCUGAAAGCUAUGGUUUUGUUGAACUUCCAAUUAGACCGGGAAAACACCGUCUGGUCAUCAAUACAUGGAAACCAUUUACAGACAAUCGGUUGGAAAAAAUGAGACAAUUCUUCAUCGGUUGCGCACCUCUUGUUCACAAUAUACACAAAGACUCGAUUCACACAUCUAAUAAAUGUACGAAUAAUUAUGGCUUAAAAUCUGAGUCAAGCGGUUCUGUUGCCGUCGAUAUUGAUGUCCUCAUCCAGAAUCAUUCUGGCCUUUCAGAGGGCGAAGAAGAGAAUGGAUACCAUUAG
Molecule: messenger RNA, 564 nt
Organism: Medioppia subpectinata
Lineage: Eukaryota; Metazoa; Arthropoda; Arachnida; Sarcoptiformes; Oppiidae
Source: the annotation of a GenBank genome assembly